This is a messenger RNA of Arachis duranensis, 942 nucleotides long. RefSeq names its product protein ALP1-like. The record is from RefSeq and is a predicted model, not a curated record. The transcript has 5 exons. Bases 1 to 942 code for a protein of 313 amino acids. NCBI's taxonomy places the organism in Eukaryota, Viridiplantae, Streptophyta, Magnoliopsida, Fabales, Fabaceae.
AUGGAAUCACACUUCAGUGAGAUUGUGAUUUAUGCAGAUUCCGAACUCACGUCAGUUCACCGCCACUGUAUGCUUGCCGUCGUCGCUGCCGCGCCUCUACCUGGAUCCUCUGCGUCGCGUGUUUGCGUUUGGUCUCUCUCCUCCGUCACUCUCUUGCUUGGCGUCGAGUUCGCCGUCGACGAGGAAGCUUUGCCACCGUUUCUCCAGUGCUUCGCAUACGGUUCUCUCUCUCCCUCUGGGAUACUAAAUAAGAGCAAAUUGGUUGCUAUUGAUGCUGGAAACAAGGGCUACGCUCCGAAUAAGGAUUGCCUAGGAGCCUUAGAUGAUACUCAUAUCAAAGUCAAUGUUCUUGAGGCUGAUAAGCCUAGAUAUCGAAAUAGAAAAGGUGACAUAACAACCAAUGUGUUUGGAGUGGUUGCUCACGACAUGCAAUUUAUCUACGUACUGGCGGGUUGGGAGGGUUCAGCUGCGAAUUCUAGGGUAUUGCGAGAUGCACUAUUUCGCGAUGGAUUUAGUGUUCUCCAAGGUCAUUAUUACUUAUGUGAUGCUGGAUACAUGAAUCGUGAAGGAUUUUUAGCACCUUAUAAAGGACAAAAAUAUCAUUUGAGUGAGUUUAAUCCACAUAAUCAACCUAGUACAGUCCAAGAACCUUUUAAUAUGAAACACUCACAAGCUAGAAAUGUCAUUGAAAGGACAUUUGGAGUAUUAAAAGCAAGAUGGAAAAUUUUAAGGGAAAGGUCAUUUUAUCCUAUUAAAACUCAAGGAAGAAUUAUAACUGCAUGUUGCCUUUUGCAUAAUCACAUUAGAAGAGUGAUGGUUGUGGAUCCUAUUGAUGAGAUAGUAGAUCAAAAUAUGCUUGGAGUAGAUGGGGGGACGAUCCACCAUAUUGAGACGAGCGAUGCUUGGGGUAGAUGGAGGGAUCAACUUGCACAAGAAAUGUGA